CUCGUAAUACAGUGGCUUUUCGAUUGAAAGUUUAAUUUUGAAUUUUAUUCUUCACUUGCCAAUUGUACAGACGAGAUGUUGCAAGAACUUUUUGUAAUUACUCUCUUGGCUUUAGCCAUGGGUGAGGAGAAUCCACAAUAUGAAAUAUGCGAAUCCACGAUGGGAAGUGUUUUGGCCUUUUCAGUAUCCGGCACCGAAGUUAAGGAUGGAAAAUGUAUUUUGAAGAAAAAUACCACGAUCACAGCUAAUGUUACUUUUAAAACGAACCAGGAAGUUAAGGAUGCAACAGUUGCUGGAAAAGGAAUGUAUGGUAAUAUUCCAUUUUCAUUUCCAUUGAAUAAGCCGAAAAUAUGCGAGGUUUUGAAAUGUCCACUUGAAAAAAAUGUGCCCUACAAUGUGGAAGAAUCGCAUAAAUUUAGUCUCAGUUUUUUCACGGGUGAUAUCACCGUCUACAUCAAAAUAAUUGAUACGUAUAGUAAUGCAACUAUAGCUUGUGUUGAUUUUCAAGCGGAAAUAGUCCGUGAGUGAUGUCUCUAUUGAAGAAAAAAGUCAUAUUUCAAAAGUUUAUCUUAUACUUUGCUUAAAAUUUCUUAUACAUGCAGAUGUCAAAGUAAAAUAGUGGCUACAAAACCUUGGAUUCUUGAGCAAUAAACAUAUAUAAAAGA
Molecule: messenger RNA, 665 nt
Organism: Belonocnema kinseyi
Lineage: Eukaryota; Metazoa; Arthropoda; Insecta; Hymenoptera; Cynipidae
Product: NPC intracellular cholesterol transporter 2 homolog a-like
Exons: 4
Coding region: 76-528 (150 amino acids)
Source: RefSeq, a predicted model, not a curated record